AUGAGUAAAAAACAAACAUCUUUGGAAAGUUUCUUUACGAAGGGGAAAAGGCCCAAUGAGGAGACAGAAGAAGAGCCUACGACUUCCAAGAAAAAGAAAGCUGCAUUUAACAGACAAUACCAGGAGUCCUACUUAAAAUAUGGAUUUAUCGCGACAGGUGAUUCCCGUGCACCAAGCCCGCUCUGCAUAAUAUGCGGUGAGCGGCUCUCUAAUGAGGCAAUGAAGCCUUCAAAACUGCUUCGCCACUUGGAGACCAAGCACCCUGCAUUAAAAGACAAGCCUUCGGAGUAUUUUGAAAGAAAAAAGCAUGAACAAGAAGGACAGAAGCAAUUACUGAGGGCCACCACAUCAACAAAUGCGAGUGCACUGAGAGCAUCAUACUUGGUAGCUAAUCGUAUUGCUAAGGCUAAGAAGCCAUUCACCAUUGAUGAAGAAUUGAUCCUGCCCGCCACUAAAGACAUUUGCCGUGAACUUCUAGGAGAGGCUGCGGUUAAAAAGAUAGCACAGGUGCCUCUUUCGGCUAGCACCGUCAGUCGGCGCAUUGAGGAAAUAGCAGAGGACAUUGAGACACAAUUGUUGGAGAGGAUUAAUACAUCACCGUGGUACGCACUCCAGGUUGACGAGUCUACAGAUAUUGACAACAAGGCAAUACUACUUGUUUAUGUGCGAUAUCUUUAUCAGGAGGAUGUGCAUGAGGAUAUGUUAUGUGCACUAUCGUUGCCAACCAAAACCACAGCUGCAGAACUAUUCAAGUCGCUGGAUGAUUAUAUAUCAGGAAAACUGAAAUGGUCCUUUUGUGUCGGCAUAUGCACAGACGGAGCUGCUGCCAUGACCGGACGGCUGUCUGGUUUAGCUACUCGGAUUAAGGAGGUUGCACCUGAAUGUGAGUCUACGCAUUGUGUCAUUCACAGAGAAAUGCUGGCUAGCCGAAAAAUACCACCGGAACUUAACAGCGUAUUGAAUGAUGUCGUUAAAGUUAUUAACCACAUCAAAGCACACGCCCUUAACUCGCGCCUGUUCGAGCAGCUUUGUGAGGAGAUGGACGUGGAGCACAGACAACUUCUCUUACACACAGAAAUAAGAUGGUUAUCCCGAGGGAGAUCGCUGGCCAGAGUGUUUGAAUUACGAGAGCCGCUGCAGAGAUUUCUCUCAGAAAAAAAGUCACCGCUGGCAGCACAUUUCAGUGACGAGGAAUGGGUCGCAAAACUCGCUUACUUGUGCGACAUAUUCAACCUGCUCAAUGAACUCAAUCUGUCACUUCAGGGGAAAAUGACAACUGUCUUCAAGUUGGCAGAUAAAGUAGCUGCAUUUAAAGCCAAACUGGAUUUGUGGAGACGGCGCGUGAACAGAGGUAUAUUUGACAUGUUUCAAACAUUCGCGGGGAUUUUGGAAGAGACUGAGCCCGAGCCUUCAUUCUCUCAGCUGGUGCACAAUCACCUGUCUUUGCUUUUAAAAGAGUUUGAGCGCUACUUCCCAACCACAAAAGACCCACGAACUGCCAAGGAAUGGAUCCGCGACCCAUUUGUCAACAAACCAGGUGAAUCCAGCAUGUCUAUGCAAGAAGAAGAUCAACUGCUGGAGAUCGCAAAUGACGGCGGCCUUAAAAGUAUGUUCGAGACAACAACUCUGCCGGUGUUCUGGAUUAAAGUCACGGCAGAAUACCCUGAGAUCGCCACGAAAGCACUGAAAACCCUGUUGCCAUUUCCAACAUCCUAUUUGUGUGAAGCGGGAUUUUCUGCAGUGACAGCAACCAAAACAAAAUUACGGAGUAGACUGGACAUAAGCAGCACACUUCGGGUGUCAUUGUCUCCCAUUACUCCUAGAUGGGACCGUCUCGUUGCAGAGAAACAAGCUCAGGGCUCCCAUUGAUUUAGCGUUAUGGUGAGUUGUAUUUUUCAUGCACUUUAUAUUUGUUUUUGUGUUGUAUCUUAUUUUGAAGGCAUGUUUAAACAUUACCAUAGCGA
This is a messenger RNA of Sander lucioperca (pikeperch), 1964 nucleotides long. Its product is annotated as SCAN domain-containing protein 3-like. The transcript has a single exon. NCBI's taxonomy places the organism in Eukaryota, Metazoa, Chordata, Actinopteri, Perciformes, Percidae. The record is from RefSeq and is a predicted model, not a curated record. Bases 1 to 1869 code for a protein of 622 amino acids.